Messenger RNA from Monosiga brevicollis MX1, 6654 nucleotides. RefSeq lists its product as uncharacterized. Gene Ontology annotation, molecular function: GTPase activator activity. The transcript is spliced from 37 exons. Bases 1 to 6654 code for a protein of 2217 amino acids. The record is from RefSeq and is a predicted model, not a curated record. Lineage: Eukaryota; Choanoflagellata; Craspedida; Salpingoecidae.
AUGGCGCUCGACGUCUGGUAUGCCUGCCCCUCUCCCCUUCUGCUUCUAUCUCGACAUGAUCUCUGCCGCUCCCGCGGCGUCAUCGGUGCCGCCAUGGAAGAAGUGACUGGCACCGAGGACCUUCAGAUCCCGCCGUUUCCGGAACCGGAUGGGAUCCUCCAAGAUGACCCGCGCUUCUACCAUGACCUGGAUGAGGCCAUGCAGCAAGGUCAGCCCUCGCGCAUCCUGCACUCAAACACCACCCCAGAUCCCAACAUGACCUUUCCGCUACCUGUCACCUCACCUCUUGCCCGGCCCCGUGUCUCCCUAUUCGGCGUUCGUGGUCGUGGUCCGCGGUGCUUCCCAGCCGACUUAUCUUAUUCAUCGCUGGAGCGCAUCCUGCAUGCCUCCAGCUCUGUCGUUGAUGCCACCGACCGCUAUCGAACAAGCCUGCGCGCCCUCACAGGCGCACUCAGGGCUGGCGCCGCCCAUUACCGCCUCGUAAACACGGCGACCAACAAGCAAGCCACUCCCCUGCUGAUGAUGGCUGACAUGAUGGCCGAGAUGGAUGACUACCUCUCGACCUACAUGGGUCAGUUAGAGGCGACUUGCAAUGCUACCCUGGCUGAAGCCGCGGCGCAUUUCCGUGCCACCUUUGACUGCAAGGCGCAACUCUCUCAGUCGCACCUCAAGUACACUGCUACCAUGGCCAAGUUUUGUGCCACCAGCUGUGGUGAAGACGGUCUUGUGACGGAGGAAUACCAUCGUCGCGGUCUCAAAAGCUGCGCCACGCGCAAAAAUGCUCAUCUCACUGCCGUCGACUGUGAGGGCAUGCUGGUCGAUGUCCUGACCAUCAACAAGGUCGAUGUCCUGCAAAGUGUGCUUCAGCUUUCAUUGGCUCAGCUCCAUCUCUUUGAGGCAAGCUCCAAGUCGGUCGCCACACAUGAGCGUCGCUUCACCGACAUGUACAACCUUCUCCGUGACAUUCGGCUCAAGUCGGAGGGCACUUUGAAUUUGGAAGUUGAUCGCUUGGAAGGUGUUCGCUCCGCUAUCAUUUCGCGCCAUGAGCAAGAAGUGGCCUUGAUUCCAGAGGUGGCAGAGAAAAGCUCGCAUUUCAUGGCCUCUGUGAAACGAGUGGUUUCGCGCGCAGGCAACACGUCGGGCCGACGUAAAAAGGGAAGUGGCAGCUCCAAGUGGCGCUCGCGUAGCCGCAAGGACAAAGACCGCGCCGGCUUUAGCGCUGCUCAGUACGAGGCUGAGAUCGAACCCGCCCUGGCCCAGGGCGGACCCUUUGACCCAGCCGCCUCUAGCAAUAGUGUUGGCGCCCCGCCCACAAGGCUGCCCGAUGUCGAUGUGCCCCUCGACAAGAGUGGCUAUCUAAUGCGACGGAGCAAGGACAAACGGUGGCGCAUCGAGAGCUUUACGAUCCGAGGCAACACCCUUUGCCGUGUGGAACCCGAUGGCGAAGUCGUUGAGGUGGCACCCUUGCUGCUGUCCACAGUCAAGCAACUCUUGACGCACGAGCGUCACCAUGUUUUCGAGGUGGUGACUCCCAACGAGAACCUGCUUCUACAGGCGUUGGGUCCUCACGAAUACAGUGAGUGGAUUGCGGCUCUCAACGCAGGGAUUGCUGCCGCACUGGAUCACGGGAAUGCCGACAAAAAGGACGGUGAUGUCACAAUCAACCCGGCGGCAUACUUGCAAGAGAUUGAGGGCAACGACACUUGUGCCGACUGUGGCAAUGACGAUGUGGAGUGGGCCUCCAUCAACCUCGGCAUUGUACUGUGCAUCAACUGCAGCGGCGUGCACCGGAGCUUGGGCGUACACAUUAGCAAGGUGCGAUCCGUCCUGCUGGAUCGCUGGCCCACGGACAUCCUCGAGUUUAUGCGUACGAGGGGCAACCUGCGUGUCAAUGCACGGUACGAGGGCUGCCUGAGCAAACAUCCAGAAGUAUCCAAGCCAACCAAGGCCACCUCGGAUGCAGAACGCGAGGCUUACAUCCGCGCCAAAUACAUUGCACUGAAGUUCGAGGACCCAGACGUGCCGCUGGCACAACCAACCACGCAGGACGCGGUUGCAGCGGCUGCCACAGGGACCACCGCCUCUUCAUCGGCCUCGAUGAACAGCAAUGAACUCGUCACCACGCUGCAGCGUGCUAUGAAAGAUCGCCAGCAGUCGAUGGACAGCGGCAGCGAGAGUGCGGGUCCACCGACAAACUCGCCCAACGCGAAUGUUAACAAAUCACGCACGAUGCGCGAGAUGAAGCCAAUGCCGUUUUCAUCGCACCCGCCCCCACAGAUGGAUUUUACAUCGGAGGCGGAAGUGCAACGCAAGCGCACCAACUCAGCCAACUGGAGGCACGCCCUUGAAUCUGCAGUUGGCAAGGCCAGUCCGAGCUCGAGCAUGACGGCUGGUACUGCAGCCCCUGCACCCCAGCCAUCGACCGCUGCCCAGGCCCCGCUCUCAGCCCAGACCUCGGCUGAAGACAAUGGAUUGGAUGCAUCCACGGGCUUAAAUCGCAGUCGCGGCUCGGUGGGCUGGAGCGCGGUGAGCGGCGGGGACGAUGAUUCCAACGCUGGCUCAUAUACGUCCGAUGCCAUAUUGGGCACCGUGAUCCCCGAAGAUGGGUCGGACAUUGUGCUAGCCGAACCGCGGCCUCGGCGCCGCUCAUCCAUGUUGGCCACUCUCGUCACCUCAGCUGGACAGCAGCUGUGCCUCGAUCCGAGCCUGAGCCAAGCCAUGUACGACCACUCAAGCCGAGAAAUGUCCAAAAUUGAUCUACUUGAUCUUUCCAACGCCAGUAGCGGCGACUUUUUGGACCGUGUCGGGCGGGCUCGCCCACCGCGCGGUCGUCAGCUGUCGCGUGCCAGUGCUUCGGAAGCCAGUGAUGAUGUGGAACACCGAGAACGCUUCUUAGACGAUCGUUCUAGCCAUCCCGAGGGAGGUGAAGCGGACGCUGACUUGGAGGAUGAAGAGGAUGAUGUGGGCUCCGAUCGCGGCUUUCACCCCAAGGGCUUCAACUCGCGGUUUGCGCGUCGACAAGCGCGCCGCGUGAAAAAGCCCACCCGUGAACGUGAGCGUGCCUCUACCACGUCAAGUCGUGCUCCUUCCAAGCGAGCAUCGGAUGACUUUGUCUCGACGCUAGCUGGCCUGGCCGCUCUCUCGAGCCAUGAAUCACCUGACCGUGCCCGCUCGGCUAGCAAUGCCUCGAGCAUUUUUGAUGACCUGACUGAGGUGGGCCGAGCACGGUUGGUGGACCGCCUUCAGUCGCCUUUACGCGCCUUGGAGACCAAGGAUGGCUCGUCCAGUCGCCCCUCGAGUGCUCCAGGUAGUCGUUUGGGGAGUCGCCCUGCCAGCCAGCCCAGCAGUCGCCCCGCCAGCCGGCAAACAAGUCGCCAGCCGUCUCGCGAGGCGUCGCGUCUUGUAGAACCACGACCUCAGCGCCCGGUUGUGCACCAACCUUUGUCUCUGCACGAUGACCUGGGCUCGGAUUCCGACUCGAUGCUUGAGGCUCAAAUGGCAGUUUCACGCGUGAUGCGCUUUCGCCAGCGCACCAACACAGCCAGCGAGUGGCGCUCGAUGGAAUCCCCGUCUGACUCGGGCUCCAAGCGCGGUUCCGUGGACCUGGGAGUACCUGUGCCUGCAGCGCCGCAGGGCGGGCAGCCCUCGUCAAGCACAGGAGCCAAGCGUCGCAAGUAUACACACCCACACCCACCCUACCUACCCCCUCCCCAACCCAGCUUCCGACCUCCCGACAACCCCAACUAUACCGCAAUAGUCCCGACAACCACGUUCUGCCAUACCCCUGAACCGCGUUGCGGUGAGACAAGCCUCUUGCCCCGACCGCCCAUUUCCGCUGCUCCCCCUGCUGGCUCCUCUAUCUCGCUGUCUCUCUCCUCGGCCUCUCUUUACUUGCUGCUCCGAUUGACUCACACCAUCUUUGCGGAUGCGGGGGGCCGGCGUUGGUGGUCCCAUCUGAACAGCCCGCGUUGCGUGAACCAGCUCACCAAUAUCAAAAACUCUUCUGGCCCAGUCACCCCCAAGAUGCCCAGCUAUGCCGCCCAGGCCGCCCAGCGUGCCGCUGCUGCCAAUGGGCGAGGCGGUGGGCAAAACAAGCCGUCUUUUCGCGAGCGUUAUCGCAUGACAGACCGCAGCACGACCAGCACCGACUUUGCAUCCAAGCCUCAUGGCGCAGCGACGGAACGCGCCCGCCCGCCACAAGCCCGAGCCAAAGAGGCCUUUUCCUAUUCAGAUGCCCUCAAAAUGAACCGCACAGUCACUCAGACCGACUUUGUUGGUCACCGUGGCGGUGCCACACGUCAGCCCAAGCCUCAAGAUCAUAACAGGUUUGAAGGAGCCACCGACUAUGCCACCACCACACGGUUCCACCACGCACCCCCUGUCGCCGCGGAAAAGACACAAGCCAUCCGUCCAGCUAGCAAGACGUACGAGGCGUUGCACUUUGCGAACACGGCUCCAGUGACCCGCACUGUGACGCAUUCCGAUUUUCCCGGCCACAAAGCUCAGGUUAAAGCUUCCCCCUCCCGCAUUGGCCUAGUGCAAGCCAACAAAUCUGCCUUUGUGGCUCAUCGCCAAGCUGCCCCGAAGGAUAACAACCGUUUCGAGGGCAAGGCUGACUUUAUCACAUCCAAAGCCGAACAUCGACCCAUCCGCAAUCACCAACCGGAAAAGCUGGUCCGCCCAAGUACUCGCACUGGUGAAACCAUGCGCUCUCCCAAUGCCCCGGGCAUCUCCCGCACAGUGACUCAGCAAGAUUUUCCUGGAUAUGCUGCCAAGUCGGAGCGUCAGCGUGCACCUGUCGACCACCAACGUUUUGAGGGGGCGGCAGACUUUCGGACCACAACCAGCACUGACCUGCAGACCUGGCAAGGCGAGCGGACGCAAGCCAUCAAGCUUCCCAGCCGGGCUGGCGAAGCUCUCAAACCCGACGGCGCCAAUUUCCAUGGUCAUACCACAGCCAAAAAUGACUUUUUGGGCCAGCAAGCUGAGCGUCGUGCCAAUUUGCGCAAAAACUCCGCUCUUAAACCGACAGGCGAGCGCAACUUUCAAACCACCAUCCGUGAACAUUAUCCCGGCUGGUCUGAGCCCAAGCCCCAGCUGGCCCGUGGACCAACCUUUCAUCCCUCAAGCGCUCCACUUGAGCGCGAGACGACAAAUCGGGUUAUGUUUCAAGCGCCAUCGCCAACGGCUGCCAAGGCGCCUCCGCCUCGCAACCACCUCACCUUUGAGGGUGCACAUGCGCACAAUACCACCUAUCGUGACCUCAUGUCUCCGACGCCUGCAGUCGAGCGAAACCAGCCCACUUUAACCUCCCACUCAACACACUUUGAGCUCACGCGUGCCCUAGAGGCCGUCGCUGUCCUGUUUGUGAUUCACGACCUGCCUCAUGUCCUGACAAUUGACCCGAGUUCACCCGUGAUGCUCUGCGAUCUGGCCAUUCGUUUAACUUCCCAAUCCCAAACCGAUAAGAACCUUGUACACUCACGCACACAAUUUCAUCUCUCUCUCUCUCUUUCUCUUUCUCUCUCUUUCACACACAAUUUCUCUGACUUUAACCUGUUGGUACAAGUAGCAAGCAGGCGAUCAAAAUCGAGCAACAUGAGAGACUCGGUGCUGCUGGUAGCGUUGGAUGAUGCGCACCACGCCAAGGCACAAGAUGUGGUGCGACAGCUCACCACCAUCAGCACCAAAGCUGACAUCGACGCGGACCGCUUGCCUGUACCGACGACCCGAGAAACGAUCUGGCCCGUCGCGACAAAGUACUACACAGCCGAUAUCAGAUUAGUUGUCCUACCUGAGGCUGCCACAGUCGCGCAACACCUGGAGCAAGCCGAUGCCGUCGUCCUCGUUGUCGAUCGUUCUGCCCCUCUGCCGACAGACUUGAAGUUGUUGCUUGAGGCCGUGGAGAACCAUGAUCCAGCCCUGCGACUUUUUUACGAUGUAGCUGCUGCCGCAGCCCCCACGCACCGUGACUAUGGCAGCGCUCAAGGUGCAUUGCCCGUGUGGUGCCAAGAGCAAAGCUUGGAGCUUGUACAUGCCGAACUACCCCUGGACGACGCUCUCGACCUUGGAUUUGAAGAGCCCGAUUUGGGCGUCGGGCGCCUGGCCGAAGCUUUGACAGCACACAUGUGGGAACACAUGGCUCCAGUCGAAGCAAGCGGACGCGCCUCAGCGGCCGUCAACGUGCCCAGUCGCGGCCUUCUCGAUUCCAUGGAAAUUGAGGCCGCUGCAUCCGCUGAUGAUGGCUCGACGGAAGGCGAGAGCGAAUCAGACGAACCCCACGAUGCUCUCCUUCAGACGGCAUUACAGGGGCUGGUUCGCAUGAAACAACAAACGGAUGUUGUCCGAGCUAUGGAACACGAGGCAGCCGUCGCGAAUGCAGCUGAGUUGGCGCAGACUGACAAGGAAGCGGAUGGUGACCAGGACCAUGAUCAAAGUGAUGCUGAAGAUGACACAGAAGAUGAUGAAGAAUUUGACCUGUCCAAUCUGGCUGAUGCGCUUCGACAGAUUCGUGAGUCCAGCCAGCAUGUGCCCGACGAGCAGCGACGCCACCGCGCGGCCGUAUUGGCCGCUGCUCUGGCAGAGAGCCUCUUUGGUGGCUCAAGCGGGUGGAGCGACGAUGAAGGUGAUGACAAUGACAGCCCUGGGCACUAA